UUCCGAAUACUAUGCACGUCGCAAGACAAUUUAUUUCUGUGUUUACGACGACCGCCAUUGUGGUCAUUCUUGCGAUAACGAACGGUGGAAACGCGACUUUACCCGAAACCAUAAAAUGGACCGGUGGAAACUUCGAGUGGCCUUGUCCCACCACCAAGAACAUGUUCAAAAGUAGUGGAAAAUACAUUUCGAAAAACGUAAUCGCGACCAGGGUCGCGCUGUAUACCAACAACGCCAUUGUGGCCCUUCCCAGGUACAAGGCUGGUAUUCCCGUGACAUUGGCGAAGAUCUCUCAGGAUGUCCAAAGCUGCGAAGCAACCCUGGUCCCCUAUCCUUGUUGGUCUCUUCAGGAGGAAGGAACUUGCACGGCACUACAGAACGUGGUAGACAUUUAUCUGGAUCCUCAGAACAUUCUCUGGGUUCUCGAUACUGGAGUGGUGAACACUUUGGACGAACCUAUGCGAAGGUGCCCGCCAAAAAUCCUCGCUGUCAACGUCGUCACAGGCAAGUUAGUGAAGACCGUAGACCUGACUGGAUUGACGAGUUCGGCGUCCCGAUUGCAAUACCUGGUGUCCGAUUACAGUCAGGACGGCAGAGUGUUCGUCUAUGCGUCAGACGCUGCUUCAAGAGCCAUCCUCGUCUACGAUGUCACUCUAGGUCGAGGCUACCGCGUCGUUUUGCCCCAAGCCGUCGCCAUGGGCACAACCCGAAGAGACGUUUUGUAUCUUGCGCUUCUCCGACGUUCAGACGGGAGCACAUGUUUGAUCUUCACUUAUUUAAGCAGUAGCCGUUUGUUCUCCAUCAGAACGGAACAUCUACGCAGUGGUUCUGCGAAUGGCAAGAUCCACGAUCUUGGUAUGAAACCGAAGAAGAUGAUCUUCUUGGGUACGGACAAUGGCAGCGCCCUUUUCUUUCGGUACGAAGGCGAACCGGAUGUUUACCGAUGGGACGCGGUCAAUCCAUUUGUUUCACGAUGUUUCGACAAGGUGUACACCAGUGCCGAAUGUUCCCUUGUUACUCAUGUGGUUGCGGAUUACGCGAGAGGGAGGAUGCGAGUGCUUGAAUCGAACUUUCCUGAUUAUAUGCAAGGCUCGGUUGGAUGCGGUGCCACACAGGCGUUGAAUGUUAUGUGAUGUUGAGAAUCAUAGGGUAGGUUUAGCAUUAAAUAAAUUAAAUUCUAAUGAAAUAUAUUAUUUUUCUAUUUA
Messenger RNA from Bombus impatiens (common eastern bumble bee), 1205 nucleotides. RefSeq names its product major royal jelly protein 5 (gene yellow-g2). The record is from RefSeq and is a predicted model, not a curated record. Gene Ontology annotation, cellular component: extracellular region. The transcript has 4 exons. Bases 12 to 1133 code for a protein of 373 amino acids. NCBI's taxonomy places the organism in Eukaryota, Metazoa, Arthropoda, Insecta, Hymenoptera, Apidae.